Messenger RNA from Synchiropus splendidus (mandarinfish), 2738 nucleotides. RefSeq names its product PH domain containing endocytic trafficking adaptor 1 (gene pheta1). Bases 259 to 1095 code for a protein of 278 amino acids. Gene Ontology annotation, biological process: receptor recycling; endosome organization; retrograde transport, endosome to Golgi. Gene Ontology annotation, cellular component: trans-Golgi network; recycling endosome; early endosome. The transcript has 3 exons. NCBI's taxonomy places the organism in Eukaryota, Metazoa, Chordata, Actinopteri, Syngnathiformes, Callionymidae. The record is from RefSeq and is a predicted model, not a curated record.
CCUGAAAUGGCCUAGUCGACUUACCAGGCAUCUCUAGUAUGUGUCACGUGAUCUGGUAAAGUGGAAAAAUGUAGCAGGCGAGAAGGAAGAAUCGGUCGAGAUCAGAAGUAGACAGUGGGACGCGUUUAUUUAAAGGUUUGCCUGGUCUUACUAAGCUCUACUGAUGUGUUCCGUGACUGGGCAAAGACGUGUGUACCAUGUGUAAUGACGCAUGAAUAAAGCUGCCACUGUGGGGGAGGCGAACAAGGAGUGGUGAGGAUGAAGCUGAAUGAACGCAGCGUGGCACACUAUGCCACCUGUGACUCACCGCCUGACAAGACGGGCUUCCUCUUCAAAAAGGGGGAGCGUAACACAGCUUACCACAGACGCUGGUUUGUCCUGAAGGGAAACAUGCUCUUCUACUUCGAGGAGCGUGACAGCCGGGAGCCCAUCGGUGUCAUUGUUCUGGAGGGAUGCACUGUCGAGCUCUGUGAGUCAGCUGAGGAGUUCGCCUUCGCCAUUAAGUUCGACUGCGCCAAGGCCCGUGUCUUCAAGAUGGCGGCCGAGAGCCAGGCAGCCAUGGAGUCAUGGGUGAAGGCGUUGUCACGAGCGAGUUUUGACUACAUGAGGCUAGUGGUGAAGGAGCUGGAGAGGCAGUUGGAGGAGAUCCAGCAGGCGACGGGAAGUGCCUUAUCAGGAAGAGCAAAGAUCUCAAAGAAGAGCUCGAAAUCAAAAUCAAGCGCUUCCUCAUCUACAUCAUCAUCCACAUCAUCGUCGUCAUCCUUGACAUCACUAUCAUCUAACUCCCAAAAGAUCCUCCAGGAUGAAAUGCAUAGCUGUUCCAAGCUAAAUGGCGUCACCUGGAACAAACCCCCGACCUCCGACGGAUUCGUUGAAGGGACGUCGUCGUGCGCAGCCUGGGAAGUGGGUGCGAACCCUGAGAACAGCAACAUGCUCGGUUACGAUGGAGCGAAAGCACCGCCAGUGCCUCCCCGCAGACGAGGAGCAUCCCUGGAGAGUCCAGUCUGCCCCGGCACAGGAUGCUUCUCCAAGUUGCACGACUGGUACGGCUUAGAGGUGGAGGAGCUGAGAGCGGAGUGGCUGCAGAGCCAGUGAACAGACGUUCCACUUGUCCACAACAUUUCAACAUUUCUUCAUCACUAUUUGCAUGUUGGGAUAAAAACAAACUGUAAGUUCAUCACUUGACUGUCUUGUGACCAAACAGGUUUGAAACAGGAUCAAGGAGGGGGUACGUAAGUGGAUGGGUACAAAAGAGAAUACAGCAAAGCUUGGUUCUGGAUAACACACAAUAUUACCUUUCAAAAAAAAUCCCAAAUGAUAGUUGUUGAAUGUAUGUCUGGAGGAAACUCAGCAAUAAUGACACUGUCACUCAUCUGACUCGCACCUUGUUCAUGAUUGACAGAACAGUAUUGCAGAUACACCAGCUAAUAUAGUCCGUGCGUACAGCAAUCGCUUACCUCUUCAAGUGACAAGGAGGUGGGCUGCUGUGUGAUCCUAAACCAACUAUACCAGCAUGGUGUCACUAGUGUUCGAACACUGUUAUUGGGCUUUGUAUUAAGUGUCUACAUUGAAAGGUUAAAAAAAAAGAGCACAUCCAAGUGACAUGGUUCGGCGUCUCAUCGAGGCGACACCCCAGAAAAAUGUCCUGAGAGCCAGUCAGGCUAUUUGUGAUGUGAACAAUUCAUCCCAGAGGCCUUCUUUUUGAUAAUGUCAGACCUCCCUCGCUGCGGCCCCCACCAUCUUUUUAUAGUCAAGAGGGGGCCAGAUAUGUCGCUCAUAGCAGCACAUGGUGGUAUUUUAGCUUGCGUUAGCCAGCAGCUAAAUGUCUCUAUGUCAAAACAUUGCUUUUUUUUCUCCUCUCCUCUCUUUUGUUCGAGGUUGUGUAACUACGAUGGAACACCAAUUGCCUCUUGCUCUACACUACCAUCAACAACAAACAAGAGAAGUGGUUCUGUAACUCUUCCAUGUUGGAAGUUCUCACCAGCAUUGUUUUUUUUUAAUGGUUCCUGUCUUCCUUUUACUGAAUCAAAUCGGUCUGUGCCUUGUAUCUCUGUUUUUACUAGUAGUACUUGAAAUUAUUCUGAUGGUUUAGUAUUCUCUAACUACCAUUCCGUGUAUAUUCCAUCAUUUUCACUAUGACGGUGCAUUCUUAUUUUUUAGGGACGGGAGACUGCAAUAAUGAAAAGCAGCAAAUAAUCUAUGGUUUACUCUUAACUGCAAACACAUUUCUAAAGAAUUAUGAAUGUUAUUCUUAUGCUUCCCAAAAAAGAAAUGCCAAGCAAUUCCAUGUUUUUUAUUACGUGUGAGCUGAAUGAAAAUGUACGACUGUUUUAACUUCAUGGUGUAUGUUCCCAAAGUUGAGCAUUCAAAGUUUUUGGCUUGAAAGUGAUUAAUGCCAUGGAAAAGUGUAAGCUGGACCAAUUGUGGGCUAAAGAUAGUAUUGUGUGACACUAAGAUAUGUCAACAUUGUGGACUUAAAUCAUCUGAAAUGUUGCUGCUUAAAUAUUCCCUUUUGACAAACAGAUGUGACAAGAAAAAUCUUUUUGUUAUUAAUUUCUGAAAUUUUCACUUCCAUGAUGUUUGAAAUGUACAAACUAAUUUGGUUGUUCAGUUUUAUAACUGCUAUUGUUUUAGGCUCAGCAUUAAGUUACUUCACCUUUAGAAAUAUUACAUCAACAUCACAAACGUGUUAAACACAUUGUCAUGACCAUUAAAUAUGACUGUUUAUCUGAAGGAGU